This is a messenger RNA of Symbiodinium natans, 1323 nucleotides long. The record is from the annotation of a GenBank genome assembly. NCBI's taxonomy places the organism in Eukaryota, Dinophyceae, Suessiales, Symbiodiniaceae.
GCGCUUUGCGGAGAGCCCGACGCCAGCCCGUUCUCCAACGGAAGAAUUUUACCAAGAAGAGAUGCGCGAGGCCGAGAAUCAGGCCGAAGAGGUGGAGCGGAUGGCAGCUGCAGAGGAGGAACAAAGAAGGGCUUUAAAUGCCCCAUUGGUUGCUCAUGUUGCCACCGACGACGAGCCUCGGAGCGAGGAGCCACCGGUAGUCCUCGAUGCUCUUCAAGUUGCUCGUAUGGUUCCAGACAACGAGGAAGAGGGCUUCGAGGAGGAAAGCGAAUCGGAUGCUUCUCCGUUGACGCUGGAGGAACAGAGGGCUUUGAUGGACGAGGCCAUCACAAGGGCACGACGAAUGUUGUGCGAGGUCUCUGUCUCUGUGGAGGCGGGGACGGAACCUCCUCCAAGUUUCAAGCCUCUGGAAACCGAGUCCUGGGGUACUUGGACCGCUGGGCCGACUCGAAAAGAGUUAUUCCUGAAGUGGGAGGCCGCUAUCUAUGCAGAUGCUGGGCAGUACGAGGUGUGGGAAAGUCACCACAGGAUGGGCGAACCCAUCCCUUUGUGUCGGGACUGCUUAGGGCACCCGAUCAAUAUGCUCAGCAAGGUGGCCCACGACCCCGACUACCUUCCCAAGUACUGCACCGGUGGGGUUUUGCCGGCAAUGGACUUGGAGCCGGAUCAGGUCGAGUGUGUCCCGGUUUGCCCUGGAUACGUUUCGAUGAAUUCGUGCUCGUGGGCCCAUGGAAUUAUACCCCCGGAACGGUGCUACAUCCUCCAAGAGCCCAAAGAUCUGGAAAGAUACUUUGGUCCAAAACGCUUCGCGGAGGUAGAAAUCCUCACGACAGAGCUCUUGGAUGCCCAUUACAAGAUUUUGGACGACCUCAACGAGGCCGAAAGUCUUCGAGGAUUCGGUGUAACGGAGGGGAUGGUGAACAAGGCCCUCGAAGAGGUGUCUUCUUCACUUACCAGUGGUGCCUCAUUCCACCCUCAUGUUCGGCCGAAUUCCAAUGUGCAUACGCUCAUUUACAAGUACCUACUUCGAGCAGCACGAGUGCUUCGUGUGCACAGCAUUCACAGCCAUCAGUACUACGACAUCGAGGAAGAGGACGUCGAUUCGUCCAUCCUCAAGGAAUACACCGAGCUGGGGUGGUACACAGAGGCCGGCGGAACCACCUUCACCGGCAAUGGUGCCACCGGAGCCGCCUUCACCAUCGGGAGUUUUGGCUCCAACGGAACCACCAUCACCCGCGGAAUCCAUGGUGCCACCUCUACCUCCACCAGUAUCGGAUCGCGGCCGUUCCAGAAGCCCACGAAGGCUGCGACAUUCGGAUGUAG